GCACAACCUUCCAACUGGAGUUUGGAAAAGCAAAACACUAAAGCUCGUAAAGCGAGCAGUUUUUAGUAUUCAGACGCAUUUAUUCUAAUUUAAGGUUUUCUGUUUCUUGACGUUUUUACUGUCUUUCUCAUAAGUAUCAACAGUGUACAGUUGUGACGAGUGCUCUAUGGAGUUCCCAAAGCUCCCCCCUCACUCCGGCUCUGUGUUAUCAGUAGUGGACAUGCACACAGGUGGAGAGCCGCUGCGUAUUAUCCUGAGUGGGUAUCCAGAGGUGAAGGGGGACACCAUCCUUGCCAAACGACGCUAUGUGAGAGAGCAUCUCGAUCAUCUUCGCAAGGUGUUAAUGUUCGAGCCCCGUGGUCACUAUGAUAUGUACGGAGCCCUGCUGGUCAGAAGUGAGUUAGCAGAGGCUGAUCUCGGCGUCUUGUUCAUGCACAACGAAGGGUACAGCACCAUGUGUGGCCACGCUGUCAUUGCUCUCGGGCGAUUUGCGGUGGAUUAUGGCUUGAUCAAAGCGCCCACUUCACCAGAGACGCAGAUAAACAUACACUGCCCCUGUGGCUUAGUGAAGGCCUUUACACAGUAUUCCAACGGGAAAACUGGAGCUGUCAGAUUCCACAGUGUGCCAGCCUUUGCUUUCGCUACAGAUGUGAGUGUCUCGGUGCCAGGAUAUGGGUCCAUCACUGUGGACAUCAGUUAUGGUGGAGCUCUUUAUGCUUUUGUGAGUUCUGAGAAAUUUGGAUUGGAUGUCAACAAGUCCAAGACCAGAGAUCUGGUGGAUGCAGCCACUGCUGUGAGUGAUGCUGUCAAAUCCCAGGUAAAGUUGUACCAUCCAGUCAGUGAGGAUCUGGCCUUCCUCUAUGGCACAAUCCUUACUGACGGCAAAGAUGCUUUUUCUGAAGAGCCCACGGCCAAUGUGUGUGUGUUUGCUGAUGCACAGGUGGACAGAAGCCCUACAGGGUCAGGUGUUACUGCUCGUAUAGCUCUUCAGUACCAAAAAGGCCUGAUCGGACUGAACCAGACCAGAAGCUUCAAGAGUGGAGCUACAGGAUCAGUGUUUACAGGAAAAGCAAUAGAGGAGACCACUUGUGGGGACUUCAGGGCUGUGGUAGUGGAGGUCACAGGUCAUGCUCACUACAGCGGUGUGGCCAGCUUCACCCAAGAGAGCGAUGACCCUCUCAGAGGAGGUUUUCUUCUGCGCUGACUUAAAGGUCACAACUGAUAUUUCUGCUUCUGAUCGCAGACCUGAGCCUCCAUUCGUGCCCUGCGCUCCUCCUCUUCUUUGCGUCGGCGCAUGUUCUCGUUCUCUUGACGGGCCUCUGCAAAGGACUGCAAGAAUUGGUCGAAUAUCCCAAAGAACUCAUCGGGCUGCAUCUUAUCAGCAUCUUCACCAAAGUGCUUGACCGCCUUUAAGAACUGGAGAACAGAAGCACUGGUCAUAUGAAAGCCAUUUCCUGCUCGCUUUACUUUCAGAGUAAUGACGUGAACAUGAAUACUUCAAGAAAAUCCUAAAACAAACAAACAAAAUAAACACAAACAUGGCUCAACAAAA
Cyprinus carpio (common carp) is the source of this 1552-nucleotide messenger RNA. RefSeq names its product trans-L-3-hydroxyproline dehydratase. NCBI's taxonomy places the organism in Eukaryota, Metazoa, Chordata, Actinopteri, Cypriniformes, Cyprinidae. Gene Ontology annotation, molecular function: hydro-lyase activity. The record is from RefSeq and is a predicted model, not a curated record.